Puccinia graminis f. sp. tritici CRL 75-36-700-3 is the source of this 1464-nucleotide messenger RNA. RefSeq lists its product as uncharacterized. Gene Ontology annotation, molecular function: copper ion binding; oxidoreductase activity. The coding region runs from base 1 to 1464 and encodes 487 amino acids. The record is from RefSeq and is a predicted model, not a curated record. The transcript has 14 exons. NCBI's taxonomy places the organism in Eukaryota, Fungi, Basidiomycota, Pucciniomycetes, Pucciniales, Pucciniaceae.
AUGCAGACGGGUGUGACCCAAUGUCCAAUUCCACCCGGGCAUAAUUUUACUUACUCUUUCAAGAUCAAUAACCAAUACGGGACCUUUUGGUAUCACGCCCAUGCCCAAAAUUUCAAUUCGGAUGGAAUAGCAGGGCCGAUGAUUGUUCACAGUGUUAAUGAUCCUUUGAAACGAGGGGUGGACUUUCAUCAGGACAUCAUACUCUUGAUAAACAUGAGUCAAAGUGUCUUACAACAAUUACUGUCUCCCACUGGCUAUAACAAUAGUCUUGCUGCACCUGAACAUUCACAGAAUUCCGCCCUUGUGAAUGGGAUUGGAUAUUUCGAUUGCAACAAUGCACCGGCCAACGCAACUUGCACGACUCCAAACCAGAGCUUGACUUUUGAUGUUCCUGUGGGAACCAAGACGCGCUUCAGAUUAAUAGGCGCCGGGUCGCAUGCUCUUUUCCGGUUUUCUGUUGAUGAGCAUACCCUCAACGUGACCGAGACAGAUUCCACGGGGGUUGUAGGUCCACCGGCGAUUCAUAGAGUGCCUUUCCAUAACGGCGAAAGAUACAGUGUGAUUAUCGACACCUCUCGAGAUACGGUCGGAAGCACGGUUUACCUUAGAGCAGCUAUGGACACCGAUUGUUUGGCUCCCGGUAUCACAGGAAGAGCCGGCACGGCAUUGGGUAUCAUCCGAAUUGUUGAUCCGAAGAGACCUCCCCCCAGCAAUUCUAGCGUAGCACUACCAACAACAAGGGACUGGUCCGAUACUAUAGGGGGAGCUUGUCUGGAUCUCGAUGUCUCAACCAUGCGUCCGCUGGUGCCACAGGACGCGUGCACGAACCUUUUAGGAACAGUUUACUUCUCGACGAGCUUUGGAACAAUCGCGUCUGUUAAUGGCAAUUCAACUUCCAUUAGUGGGAGGUUUUUUGUUAAUGGAACCACCUGGAUAACUCGGCCUAACCGCCCUUUGCUGAAUGAGCUACUCUCUGGAGGACCCGGGACUAUCAAUGCCUCUGACGUUGCCGCCUUCACUUUCGAGCAGCCUGGAUGCUACGAUAUUGUAAUAAACAAUCUGGACGCGGCCCUCGAUCAUUCAUACCAUUUGCAUGGAGUUGAUGGAUGGAUUGUCGCUACUGGUAGCGGCCAGAUCAAUGCGACGACGGUCUCAAGUCUACAGUACAAUACGACCAAUCCACUUCGCAAGGAUACUCAAGUCGUAGGGGGAGGUAGUUACCACGUAGUUCGAGUGCAAGCCGAUAACCCGGGAGUUUGGAUCCUCCACUGCCACCUCGGAUGGCACUUGGGCGCCGGCUUUGCGGGCAUGGUGGUCAUGCAGCCCUCAGUCCUAAGGCAGAAGACUGCCCCAGAGGGCAACCAAAGGUUAUGCCGCGCCAUUUCGCCUCAAGAUCUCGACAUCAUCGAACCAGGAAAACGAAGGAGAGGGCUGUCAUCUUAUGCCUACAGCGAUAUGCUCUGA